UCACUGGCAAACGAUUACCUUGCACUAGGGAUUUUGAAGUAAGGUAAACGCACCAGUGAUGGACAAGGAACCAAUAAUGGACGAAAAAAAACAAAAACGGCUAGAAUAAGGGCGGGAAUCAAUUUUAUUAUAUUGGCAACACUUUACCAUAAACAAAAGUCGUCGAGCUGCCAAAGUUUGACGUUUCAUUCACUUUCGUUAUAAAACAAAAAAAUGGCGUGAGGUGAAUUGGUGCUUGGUGUUAGAAAAUAUAAUUUGAGGCUUUUGUUACGUAAAUGGUUAGUGAGAAAUGGCGCCUAAAAAAAAUUAUACACCUCAACAAAUGGGCUGGGCUAUUGAAGCUGUUAGAAAAGGCGCAAAAAUAUCUGAAGCAGCCAAAAAAUUUAACGUGCCUAGAAUAACAUUACGCAACAAAAUCACAGGAAUAAGUCCCAUAGAGUGUCCAAUGGGACCCAGUACCAUUUUGUCGAAGGAAGAAGAAAACAUUCUAGAAGAUUGGAUAAAAGAUAUGGCAAAUAAACAUAUUCCAAUAACCAAAGAGGAAUUAUUAGAUAGUGUUCAACGUGUUAUAGUCGACAAAAACCAGGAGACUCCUUUUACUAAUAAUAGACCAGGCAAGAAAUGGUAUUCCUCGUUUAUGAAACGACACCCUACGAUUGCCGAACGUACUGCUCAAAAUUUAUGCACGGCAAGGGAUAAUGUUACUCAAAAUGACGUUGAGAAGUGGUUUUCGGAAGUUGAAUCUGAUUUGAAAGAAAGAGGACUUUUUGGAAUACUAAAAAAUCCUCAGAGGAUUUUCAAUACCGACGAGAGCGCGUUUUUUUUGAAUCCAAAAUUAGGACGUGUCCUUGCUAAAAAGGGCGAUAAAAAUGUAUAUGCUUCUUCAGGCGAUGAUAAAGAAAAUUUAACAGUUCUGGUCACUGGCAAUGCAGCAGGAGAGCUCGCACCUACCAUGGUUGUUUUUAGUUAUGCAAGGAUACCGUCAUCAAUUUCAGACACUUUUCCUGAUGACUGGGCUAUUGGUCGUUCGGAAAGCGGGUGGAUGUGCUCAGGCACAUUCUUCGAAUAUAUGACAAAUGUGUUUAAUCCUUGGCUGAUUAAGAAAAAUAUUGAAAAGCCAAUUUUAUUUUUUUUGGAUGGACACAGGUCACAUUUGACUUUGCACCUGUCUAAUUUCUGCUCUGAAAAUGGUAUUGAGGUCAUAGCACUCAAUCCAAAUUCAACACACAUAUUACAACCUAUGGAUUUGGCUGUUUUCAGGCCUUUGAAGUCGUCAUGGCGAGAAGGGGUUAAGAACUGGAAAACGCAAAAUUUAGGACAAGUUCUUAAAAAACAUCACUUUGCUCCAGUUUUGCAGACAGCAAUCGAAAAACUUACUGUUGAGACAAUCAAAAAUGGAUUUCGAGCUGGAGGAUUGUACCCAUUUGGUCCAGAAUUUGUAGACAUGAGUAAAAUUAAAUCUCAAAACAGGCAAAAUGUUGAUUCUACUCGCCAGAGAGAAUUUUUGAGAACAUUAGAGAACAAGAUUGAAACUACUUUGUCUUGUGCCAAACUGAAGCUUUUCAAGGAUCUUUAUUACAAAAGUCGCCUCGAGCUGGAAAAUCUUCUGCCAAAUGAAGAUGAAUCUCUGUACUUGAUUUGGGCCAGUACUAAGCAAAUUCUCGAUCAUGAUGUAAGUAAUGAAGUAUUAGCACCCACUAACUCCGUUGAAACAUUAAAUCUCGUAUCAGAAAAUGAUGAUCAAAAUAAAAACGGAUCUCCAAAAGAAAAUGAUUCAAUUGGUAUCUUAUCUCACGACACAAACGAUUCUGAACCAAGUGCUUCCUCACAAAAUAUUUGCUUAGCCAAAAAACCAUCAGAUAUUGAUACCUCAAAUGCAGGCCAUGAAGACUUACCAGUCAUUGAUGAUACAUUAUCAAGAGAAAUCGAAUCUAUUGCUGUCUUAUCUCAUAAUAAUAACGAUUCUGAACCAGGCACUUCUCUACAAAACACUUGUAUAUCUAAAGAAAUUUCGGAUCUUGAUACUUCAAAUGCAGGCCAGCAAGACUUGGCAACCACUAAUAAUUCUUCACCAAAUAAAAACGAAGCGAUUGCGGUCUUGUCUCAGAAGACGAACAAUUUUGAAUCAAGCACUUCAACGCUCAAUACCUCAAAUGAGCCAAAUGCAAAACAGAGAAAUUUAGAAGUCAUUGACAAAUCUUUGCAAAAACGUAGUGCCAAAACACCUAUGAAGAUUAAUAGCCCUAGCACUUCAAAUUAUGUUAUACCAUCGCCUUUCAAACGAAGCUUAUUUUGGCCAGAAACGGAUGAAAUCACAAAAAAUAAGAAACGCAAAUUAAAAGAGAAAAUUCCAUUUUCGAUUACAAGCCCUGCAUGGAAAGCAUACAAUACCAAGAAGGAAGAAGAGAAAAGAAAAGAAAUAGAAGAGAAGGCAUUGCGAGCCAAAAAACGAGAAGAAAAUAAAAUGAAGAAACUUAAUGAGAAGAAAAAAGUUUCAAAUAAACGAAAAAUCAGAGUUGAAUCAUCUGAAACUGAGGAUGAAGUCAUUUACGCUGAAAGUGACGACAGUGUCUUGACUGAAGGAUCGGAAUCGAACGACGCACCAUUAGGUACAAUUUUUUCGUCCCAGAAAAAACUAUCAAAGGGAAAUUACGUGAUAGUUUUAUAUGAAGGACAACAUUUUCCUGGAGUUAUUGAAAAUUCAAAUAAAAAUGAGUUCGAAGUAAGCACGAUGACCUUUUCAACAGGAAACACCUAUAAAUGGCCAGAUAAACCUGAUAAGAUGUGGUACCAAAAAAAAGAUAUCGUGGAGCAGAUUUGUCCGCCAAGUUUGAUUAACAAAAGAGGUUUUUAUGCUGUUAAGGAAAUGAAAAAAUACUCUGUUUUUACUUCUUAAUUGUAAAAUUUCUUUAAAGAUGUUAAUUAUUUUGUUUUUUUUUUAGUUUGUGAAGGAGAAGAUAAUUUAUGUUGAUUUUGAAAAUAUAUUUUAUUUCCAAAGUAACUUUUAGUUCUUAAGUAAAUGACUGAUAAAUACAAUAUGAAAGAUAUAAAUAUGUAUAGCAUAUAGUAAACCAAUUAAUAUUAGUACAUGAAAGGCUGAUUAAGAGUAGUUUUUGAACUUUUCAAAGUGAUUAUUUAGGUAUAGCAAUAAUGUUUAAGUUGUUUAAUGCUGAUCUCAUUGUCCAUUUUCGGGAUUUCUAAGUACAUAAUAUGAAUGUUGUUACGACUACAGUUACAUUAAAAGCUGAUCAAAUAAAA
Molecule: messenger RNA, 3258 nt
Organism: Spodoptera litura
Lineage: Eukaryota; Metazoa; Arthropoda; Insecta; Lepidoptera; Noctuidae
Cellular component (GO): nucleus
Molecular function (GO): DNA binding
Source: RefSeq, a predicted model, not a curated record